AUGAUUGCGAACACCAGAGUCCUCACCUUGAGAUUCAGCAUCGCCACUCUCACUCUUGGAUGUGUUCGCAAUGGCAUCCGCAGUGGUAAAAAGGCUCCGGCUUUCAAGCUUGGACAAAAACAAGUCUUUCUCCCUAAUCAUGUCAUAACUCUCGUACGCCGCGACUUCCAGCCCGCCGACUGGGCCACAUUCCAAGUCACAGCAGUGCGCUCUUGGGUACGCCGCCCCGUAGCCCCUAUCAAGAACGCGGCAGGUCGUUUUGUUCGCCCAACUGCCGAAAAAUACAUGACAGUGGAGAUGACGCAACCCUUUGUGUGGCCCAAGGAGCCAGAAGACCUAUCGGCGUGGGAUUCCGCGCUGUACAGGAUGCGUGAGAAGAUGCUGGAAGACCAGGAGAAGAUUCGGGACGACCGGUACAAGGGAAAGAUCGCCCUCGCGAGCGACGGACGGCUAUCGCAGGAGGAGAAGACCUACCGGGCCAUGGCCAAGGAGCUGCUCGAGGGCAAGAAGAAGUGGGAGAACGGCGUCGCUCUAGACGAGAAGUGGGAGAGCAUCGUGGCGAGGGCCAACGCUGCGAAGGCGAGAGAGGCCCUGGAGGAAGUGGAAGUGGAACCCAGCGCCAAGCCUCUGGCUAAGGAAUAA
Parascedosporium putredinis is the source of this 642-nucleotide messenger RNA. The record is from the annotation of a GenBank genome assembly. NCBI's taxonomy places the organism in Eukaryota, Fungi, Ascomycota, Sordariomycetes, Microascales, Microascaceae.